Westerdykella ornata is the source of this 3789-nucleotide messenger RNA. RefSeq lists its product as uncharacterized. The record is from RefSeq and is a predicted model, not a curated record. NCBI's taxonomy places the organism in Eukaryota, Fungi, Ascomycota, Dothideomycetes, Pleosporales, Sporormiaceae. The transcript is spliced from 2 exons. The coding region runs from base 1 to 3789 and encodes 1262 amino acids.
AUGGCUCAGAGGGAGUCCCGCCCGCCCAUGCAGAUGUAUGUGGAAGUCGAAGUUGAUGCUUUGUCCAGCGCUUCAAGACGUUCCAUUUCAUCUUACCACCGACCUGAAUCUCCAACAUCCGCCGAGCCCAAUUUAAAUGGCCAGCCAGAUCUCCAGCAUACUCCAAACUCAUCAAAAAGUACAGACAAUGCAAGAUCCACACAUGGCUUGCUGCCGGUUCCAGGAGAAAGAAACCAACAACGUGCACACAAUCGUUCGCCAGAAGACAGUUCGCGGCGUGGAGUGAGAUUCGAGCCCAUUCCUCAACCAGAACCGGAGAAGAGAGAGAGUGGUGAUAGGGGCUUUAAUUCCACCUGGGAUAUCAACAAGGAGAAGAACCCAGCUGCAGAAUCUGGACCCCUGGCCGACCCUGAGCCAGAACCAACCGUCGAACCUGUCCGAUCCGCUCAGUCUUCAGAAGCCAGCCCUCUCUGGUACAGAACCCAAUUCAUUCCCCACCGAUACGGAUUGUCCUCGCGGCGUGAUCCUCUGCUUCGCGGACCUGUUCGAUCCAAAACUCUUCCCCCUGAGCUACCCUCUCGUAACGUGAAGGUCCCCGAUGAGAACUUUCCAAAACCGGUCCGCCGGACCACGGUUGUCGUUCCGGAUCAUCCGCAAACAGUAUCAGCAUCUCCCGUGGAAAAUAGUCUCCUCACGCGUUCCCCCCGUGGAUCCGCUCGUGGUUCUGGGGAAGUUGCCGUCACUGAACAAUCGAAGGAACGCUCUAGACAGUUAAACGUUGUUGAUGAUGUUGCAGUCUCUGGGGGUGGUAAACCGGAUGAACAGGGUGCUCGCAGUACAGAGCCUCACGUUACCUCCGCUCCAGGGAUUGAUCACUACGUAGAGGUACGUUCGAGGUCUUCGCCUCCGCCAUCCAAUGCGGUUGCGAUACCUCGAAAUUCCCACGAUGGAAGGAAUGCUUGGGUCAGAAGACGUCGGACCGGGGAAACAGAUGACACCGCCAUACCUCAGAGCCGCUCGAGUCCCGGUAUAUUUGGCACUGGCUAUAGAAGUGCGACAGUAGCAAGGAAAGCCAAAUGGAGGGACAACCCACCGCCCCCGCCGCCACCGCCUCAUCUGGACACUCCCAUUUAUAGCUACGGAUGGCUUGUGAAGCGUCUGCAUCGCCACAUGCCGCAUUUAGUGAAUGUGCAAGGCUUGGAUUGCAGGGAGCAUAGCAGAGGGGAUAUUGUUUGCUAUGACAGUCUAUCCCUUUUCAGUGGAGGACCACCGAGCCUUCAAGACCACAUAUCGCUCCAGACUGAUCGAGAUGAUACGUCGCUGUUUGAACGUAUACAUGAACUCAAACCGUACCGCGCUCGAAACGUCCGUUACCGGUACAUAUUGGUUGAGGAUCUGUCACCACGCCUUAUCGAUCAUCUUGGCCGUACCUUUUGGCUUAAUCCUGAAUUUUUUGAAGAGCAUCUCAACCGCAGUGGGUAUCGGUCAGACUCUUACGAUGAUCCAAUGCCGUCAACUUGGAACACAAAUGCCACCCCGAAAGACUACAUGUCAGUCCGCUGGUUUCGACCCGUCCACAGGACUCGCAUCAAACCACUCUCAGAUGUUGAGCGUGAUAUACUUUUGAGAAGGGACAAAGAAAACUCCAGCAGCGCCUUGAACUGGAUAAGCUCCACGGGCGAUGGCAAUGACCACAAUUCUGUGAGGCUUAAGACGAAUAUCUUCCGAAAAGAGUGGCCCAUUGUCUCGGACCCCAAUCAGGCCAAGUGGGAAACCUUGAACGAUGCCAGCACCUUCCCGGCGGCGUGGGAGGAGAGGAUUACGGUGCAGGUGUCAGAGACUGUGGGUCAACCUCCUGUGUACUGUGGUAAUUCUAACUUGUGUGGAGUUAUCAUCCUCUUGGAUCCCUUACCCACGCUCGAACUCACAAUUGAAUCUCUCCCCAGGACCAAAAAGAGCGAGGUGGCCAGAUCAAAUCUUGUCCCUUUCUUUCAAGCAUACAGUAGAGCCCCCAUCGGCCCCAAUCUUGGCCUCGUGGACGUUUUUAAUGGCCUUCCGCUGAGCGAGGGCGCUAUUGCUAUGCUAGGCGAUAAUCUUGCGAGUACCAAUUGCACACGGGAAGACCUUACAGCCUGGAUAAAAUCUGUGCACGACGUCCGGCCAGGGGACGUACAGAUGGAGCUGACAACCGGUUUGCUGUGGAUCAUCCACCGAGAUUGCAUCGGCUUUCUGAGCUAUGUGCACAAGGUACUAGAAGAGAUAGGCCUGCAUUCUACUGAUGAUUACCUCCUCCAGGAACGCCUUGCUCACUGGCGGAAUCUGAUCACAAGACUGCAAACCGAAUUACCGGCUAUGCGACUCUCCAUUAGGAACUUUUUCGAGUUCCUCGAGCAGUUCCAGCCGCUGGACCAAGCACGCGGCUUUAUACAACGCACUCUGGAGGAAAUCGACGGACUAAUCGACCAGAACGAGAGAUCCUACGCAGCCUUGCGCGCAGAUAUGGCUCUCCUAGAAAGCAAGCGCGGCAUCAAUCAAGCCGAGAGCGUGGGAAAGCUGACUGAACUGGGAUUUAUAUUCAUUCCCAUCUCUUGCAUCGCAUCUCUUUUCAGCAUGCAAGUACAACCGCUGUCCGAACCAGCCCCCUUGUAUAGCUUUUUUGUUGCCGCCAUCCUUACAGUCGGCAUCAUAUUCGGCAUACGUCUCGCACUUAGAAGCACGGCUUUAAUUGAGUACAAGCGAGAAACCUCUAGAAAGAUACGCCUUCGUACAAAUCUUAGUCCAGGAGCUCCCAUACCAACUCGGACAUUCAUACUGUACGUGGUCAGAGAUAGAAGGCUUUAUCUUACCAUAUUCCGCCCUCUAUGGGGCAUAGGGAUGGAAGUCUUUCUCGUCUUUUCGCUUUUUAUCGUUCUCAUGCUGCCUAUCAUCUUCCUGUGGGUACGGAAUACGGGUAUGGACAUCAGCUUCAAAAGCACCUUGACUAUCCUUUUCUUCCUGUUCUGCGGCUUGGCGCUUUAUCCAUUGGCAAAAGCCAGGUUUGACACUUCACCGAAAUCACUCUUCAAUCUAUCAGCCAAACAACAGUCCAACAAAGCGCGUGGAAGAUCUCCUAGCCCUGUCCGCAUCGAUAGUCCGUCCUUGAGUACGCCUUCCCACGAGCCGGAUCGUCAGAGGACAGGCAUCUUCAGGAACGUUAGGAGCAAAUUGAGCAAACUGAGAAGGAAAGUGACGGGCACCAGUCCUGAUAUCGAAGCUUCUUAUUAUACGGACCGUUCCUCGUCGCACGCCAAUCCCACUAGCAGAGUUGAGGAUUGGCGGAAUGAGGUGGAUGACGCUAGACGGCCCAGUUUCAGACGUACCUCUUCCGCGCAGCAAAAUGAGGAAGAAGUACGCCCGCAGACGCGUGAGAUUAACCCAGAGCCAGAAGGAGCGGAAUUCGCCAAUUCAGAUGAUGAAGGACUCUUUCAGCGUGGUGCUCCCACCAUUCCGCCACUGUCACCGCCUCCACCUCCGAUGGGUGCCGAUAGACCAAUCCAGUUACGGUACAUUGACACUGAACAUCCGACGCCCUUCGGAUCAGAGUUUCAUCGAAAUCUCGGCGAGAGAGAUAUACUACCAGAGAGCUACUACCGUCGUCCCAGCAGGGCGUCGUCAGGAUCCAUAGGCGAUACGAGCCUUGACCCAGCUGCCAUACCUCUGCCACCGUCCUCGGUGAGCAUAGGAAAAGGCUCCUCCCAGGCUGAGGGCUCAACCGCUUCUGCUAGGAGUAGCGGUAGGAGUCCUAGUUAG